UGUGAUUGAAGAGCGGAGCAGAGGUUGAAGAACCCACCGACCACCUGGAUUAAGCUAAUUUAAACGGUCGAUUUUAGCCUUUUGACAUUAUGCAUUUACUACAAGGUUAGCAGAUAGAUAGUUAUCCACAGUCUCAGUACAGCACGGUACACCAAUACAGAAAGGGAGCUAGCUAGCUAGCUAAUCCUCUGUUUCUACAAGAUGUCUAUGAGGACACUUCCUCUGGUUUUUAUUAACCUCGGUGGAGAAAUGCUCUAUAUUCUGGACCAACGUCUUCGGGCUCAGAAUACCGCCGAUGAUAAUACACAGAAAGGUAAUCUGUAACUAGAUUAGCAUAGCUAGCUACUGAAAUCAUGUUAGCAGCCCACACAGUAGGCUGGCAAUUAAUCCUGACCCUUUCUAAUUAGCCUAACUAGUUAGAUGACUACCCUCAGCCACAGUAGUCACAGAUUAAUAGGGGAAACGUAUUCAUCUGUGCCGGGGUAGGCAACCCUGGUCCUGGAGUGCCGCACUUCAUGUUUUGAUUUAACCAACCUGGAAUCUUUGAACUGAUCAAUUAGCUCAGUUGGUCAGGUGUGGUGCCUCGUUGAAACUAAAUCCUGCAGUACCUGCGGCACUCCAGGAACAGCGUUGCCUACCCCAGAUCUGGGCAAUUCCAUGGUAACAGAGUGAUGCUGAGACUCAGAUGUUUCACUUUAAAAUGUAUGUCAAACAAAAACCAAUGAUUGCAAAGUUAAACAAACAGUAAAGCUCUAUGCACAAUGACUACUGUUAACAAUUUCAACAGAACAUUUUACAAAAACACAUUUACUUAAAGAACAGUGCAGAUGCAAAAUUUGGUAACAGAAUUAUGGUUUGGGCUGCCAUUCUGUUACCAACCUUUGCAUCUGCACUGUUCAAGUAAAUGUUUUUAAAAAAUAGUCUCAGCAUCACUCUGUUACCAUGUCACUCUGUUACUUUGCCCAUCUUUAAACCUAUGAGUUAAUUAAAGUAUAUUUGGUGUAGUAGCAGUUUGAAUUUAACCAUCUUUCCCCCCCCCCCAACAUAUUAUAUUUGUCCCCUCCUUGACAUGUGUAUUUCCCUAAACAUCACUUUAUUGCAGGUGUAUGGUCAGAGGAGGACAGAAAAAGAGGUAUCGUCCUAGCCAGUCAGAUCCCUCUCCCCAUGUAUCCUAGCUGUAGCCUAUAUCCUGUACUACUGUAUUAUUAGUCAGUGUAGCCUAGGUCCAAUACAUUAGUGAAAGAUGUGACUGGUUCAGAAAGCUUGUCAUACAAGACAGCACUGCAAUUAUAUGAUGUUCAACAAUCUUAUAUAUUGGACAUGCGUUGAAUUUAUAAAAUUAAGUAUUGCUGUGUCACAUUUGCUCAAUUUUAGAUUCCUUUCUGUACCUCCAUUUUAUCACCUUUUUUUAAUCACCUAAAAUGCAUUCUUAACCAAAUAGUUUAACUUUUUAUUUUUUAUUUUUUUAUCCUUCAUAAAUUAACUGUGUUUCUGUCUCUGUCCUAUCAUGUCUAUAGUUAUGAAUGACAUUGUUGCCACCAUGUUCAAUAAGGCCUUUAUGGAGGAACUGCUGAAGCCUCAGGACCUCUACAGUCAUGGGGCUCUGAGAAGAGUGCUAACACGACUAGCCCAUGCCUCCAUCAUGAGGCUCAACCCCGCCAGCAUGGAUAGGGUAGGCAACAUACUGUAGACUAUAGCCCCUAAUUCGAAUAAUCAAAGCUUAGAAAUUACUUGGUGAUUUAAAGCCUCCAUGCAGUCUGUUUUAAUGUAAUUUUUAAAUAAUCGCUGUAUGGCUAAUAAAUAACUUUAUUUCAUGAAAAUAACGGCAAAUUUAUUUUCAUUUUUUGACAUUUAAAUGCUUAGUCUGAUCGUGUGGCCUUGUUGAUACAAAUUUAAAUAUAUUUACAUACACAGCCCUGAUUGGCGGAUAGAAUUGACCCUACCCAGCUAUCCCCUUCAAAGUAGGAGGAUACAUAUGCAAAUAAAAGAUGACUGGUCAUUGGUCAGAAUAAUCAGAUCAGAUUGUGAUGUCAUGCUAUGGACCAAAAACCCCAUCCCACCUGAACAAGCUGAAAUUCCAGGAAUUAUUUUCAAAAAGCUCUUGCAUUAAAAGGGCAUUAUCAUUUUCACAAUUUCAGAGUGUUACGUUGACCUCAGAGUGUAAAUAAUAUAUAUAAUAAUCAAACAGGAAAAAUACGUUUUUCACUGCACUGCCCCUUUAAAUCAGCUGUGUAGUGCUAGGGGAAAAACUAAAUGUGAAACGCUGCGUCAUAUCCCUUUUAGCCUCGACCCCUAGGCCCGUCAACCGGCCCCUUUCAAAUAUGAGGAAAUUAGAAAGAUACUAUUCAUCAUAUUUUGCAUUUAACAUGCUGUCAUUUGUGUUUUCUGUUAUCUGCUGUUUUCUGUGUAGCUUUAUGAAUUGAUGGUGAUGGCUUUCAAAUACCAACUCCUGCUAUGUCCACGUCCCAGAGACCUGCUGAUUAUUUCAUACAAUCACAUAGACACCAUCCGGGAGUUUGUGAGAGACACCCCCAGUGUUCUCAACCAAGUGGACGAGACACACCGAAAGAUCAUUGAGGUAGGGGCCUGUCACUGGCACUCUAUUCCCUAUAUAGUGCACUACUUUUGAUGAGGGCCCAUAUAGCCAUUUUUUUUUUUACAAGCAAGUGUCAUGUUCGAGUGAUCUGUGUGCAUGCUCGCAACAAAAAGCCCUGUAGCAGAUAGCUAUACACUGAUGUCGGGACCUUGACAAACUUAGCACUGAGUGAGUGAUGACCAUGAGAACACAAGACUGAUGGCUAUAGCUAUGCUCAACAAGUAUUUUAUUCUUCUGGCUUAUCAAGCUCUAUUUGUGAUAUUUUGCCUCGCUAGAUUGCUAGGUAAUCAAUCCUCUGAUUACAUCUGUGAUGUUGUAGACGAUAACCAUCUGAUUACAUGUUUCAAAACUUGCAUGAGCUGCAUCUGGAGUCAGAUGUGAUCUUAUUUACUUCUAUGUAAACAAAAAUGGUUUCUGAACCGGAACUGCACACUCAACUUUUCAUGACACGGCUGGGAAAUGGGUCUAUAGGGCUCUGGUCAAAAGUAGUGCACUAUGUAGGGAAUUGGGUGCAGCCUGAUUCAUUGUGCUCCCGAGUGGCGCAGCGGUCUAAGGCACUGCAUCUCAGUGCUUGAGGCGUCACUACAGACCCCCUGGUUCUAUUCCAGGCUGUAUCACAACCGGCCGUGAUUGGGAGUCCCAUUGGGCGGCGCACAAUUGGCCCAGCGUUCUCUGGGUUUGGCCGGUGUAGGCCGUCAUUGUAAAUAAGAAUUUGUUCUUAACUGACUUGCCUAGUUAAAUAAAGAUAUAAAAAAAAGAAAUGGUGACAGAUUACAUGCAUGCUUUACCUAAACUACAGAAAGAUGAUGGCCUUCAUCUGCUGUCUCACCCACGUCCUGCUUGUGAUGCCAAGCUAAGUCUGAUGUACCCUUUUUUUCUACUCUUCCUGUUUGCUAAAGGUGUACACACCCUUGUCUGAUGGGGAAUUUCAACUCCUCCGACAAACGCUUCUCAUAUUCCUUCAAGACAUGCAUGUCAGGGUAAGUCCCUUUUUAUCUUUAUCGGCUGUUGAAAACUAAAGAAUGUUAUUUCUGUAUAAAAUACAAUUAUUUCCAUGCAAAUAGAGUAUUUUGACCGAUUCUGCUGUUGAAAAAAACGAACGGAAAAAACAUGAGUAUUGUCUCUACCAGGUAUCACUUUUCCUCAAGAAUAAAGUACAGAAUCCCAAUGGACGCUUUGCUCUCUCGACCACAGGCCCAGUGCCCCAUGGGAUAGAAGUCCCUGGGUUAAUCAGGUAAUCUACUUAGCAGUAGCCAAUGUGGAGUCGCCAGAAAACGCUAAGAUCUGGUUUUCAGGGAUAUAGAAUUUUCAACCUAACUUCCAUUUCCCCUGAAAAACGGAAGUGGGAACUCCGCUCAGGCUUCUUUCCACACCUGCUACGUUAGGUUAACUUGGCAGUAACGCGACAAGGGGGUGUUAAACAUAUUUGAACCACUAGUUAACGGAUCAACUCUAUCUGGUCUCCAUGAGUAGUGUUAUGAUGAGUUUCUCAGGUAUCAAGUAAUUUAGAAUGUAAGGAUAUACUUAUACACUUUUGGUGGGGAGGUCAUAUAAGAUAUUUAAUAGGUACCAUGGUUCGUUAUAACAGAAGACAUAGCUUUGCCUCUUGCUAUUCCGAACUCACCUAGAACAAAGAACAUAUCUCAGCUUAUAUACACUCUGUUACACGUUUCUUCACGAACAUCUGGUACCCAUCAGUGGGCACUCCCUCCUUUGAUGUUAUUACCCUUUACCCCAAGUCAGUGUAUCCUGUCCAUCAAUCAUUCUAAGAUCAACAUCAGUAAUCUCCUUUGACAUAAGGAAUGCAGACUCUGUGGCACCAAGUCACUUAUCCACUAACUCUAACCUUGUUUCCCAUAACACUAUAAAAACCUCAUCAAGUAGUGACUGAGAGGUCAUAUAGAAAUGCAUGUAAAGGCCAAGAGGAAUUUUAUUGACGGUCAUGCAUUGCAUGCUACAGUUAGUGGUAGUAUUUUGAUAGUCUGUUCCUUUUUCUACUAGCUCCCUUUUUAGAUGCGUUUCAACCUGAAGACAUCAAUGUAACCAAUCUGAAUUCAGGGUUUCAUCUCUGACUUCCUGUUAUCACAGGAUGUUUAGUAGUAAUGGGAAGGAGUGGAAGAGAUGGGAGUUCCCCACUGGAGGCAGUUACACCAGCUCCAUCCGAGUGGGCUCCUUUGAGCGGUUUGGGGAUAGAGUCAUCCGAAUUGGGACAAAUAUGUAAGUAGCUACCUACUUCACCUGGCAUGGAGGCUCGACCAUUAAAAUGCCUCAAAAAGCCUGGGUAGGGAGUUGGAAAUCUAUAUUGGCUGUUUGUUUUAAAACCGAUAUGUAUCUGUUGAAUUCUAACAGGUACAGUGUGACUCAACCAGAAGAAACUCACACAUCCGAGAACUAUUCUCAAAAGGUAGAACCCUGAACACACUUCAUUCAACUUAACAUGCCCUCAUUUUUGUCAUCAGGGACAGUAUGUAUAAUGUAUCUGAGUAGGGGUGCUGAUUUAGGAUCAGUUUAGCCUUUUAGGACCUGAUCCUAGCACUCCUACUCUAAAAGGCUUGAUCCAUACAGCCCCAGGUAUGCAUGCUUACAAGCACAGUAAAGACUGCUGCCCUCUUAAGGCACUAGCACUUACUGUACAAUUCUUUUACUUUUUCAUACUGGUCCACCUUGGGAAUUGAACCCACAACCCUGGCAUUGCAAGCGACAUGCACUACCAACUGAUCCACACGGGACUUACUCUCCAUGGGGGGCAGUAAGCCCAAGUAACCCAGGAUGCAUCCCAAAUGGCAUCCUAUUCCCUAUAUAGUGUCAUUUGGGAUGCAUCCCCACUAUAUAUAUAUAUAUAUAUCUAACGAAAAAAUUAAGAGACCACUGUAAAAAUAUGUUUCUCAGGUUUUACUAUUUAUAGGUAUGUGUUUGGGUGAAAUUAACAUUUUUGUUUUAUUCUAUAAACUACUGACAACAUUUCUCCCAAAUUCCAAAUAAAAAUAUUGUCAUUUAGAACAUUUAUUUGAAAGAAAAUGAAAACUGGUCAAAAUAACAAAAGAUGCAGUGUUGUUAGACCUCGAAUAAUGCAAAGAAAAUAAGUUCAGGUUCAUUUUAAACAACACAGUACUAAUUUUUUAAUUUAGGAAGAGUUCAGAAAUCAAUAUUUGGUGGAAUAACCCUGAUUUUCAAUCACAGCUUUCAUGCGUCUUGGCAUGUCUCCACCAGUCUUUCACAUUGAUGUUGGGUGACUUUAUGGCACUCCUGGCAGAAAAAUUCAAGCAGCUCGGCUUUGUUUGAUGGCUUGUGACCAUCCAUCUUCCUCUUGAUCACAUUCCAGAAGUUUUCAAUGGGGUUCAGGUCUGGAGAUUGGGCUGGCCAUGACAGGGUCUUGAUCUGGUGGUCCUCCAUCCACACCUUGAUUGACCUGGCUAUGUGGCAUGGCGCAUUGUUCUGCUGGAAAAACCAAUCCUCAGAGUUGGGGAACAAUGUCAGAGCAAAAUGAAGCAAGUUUUCUUCCAGGACAACCUUGUACGUGGCUUGAUUCACAAAGACAAAUCUGCCCGAUUCCAGCCUUGCUGAAGGACCCCCAGAUCAUCACCGAUCCUCCACCAAAUUUCACAGUGGGUGCGAGACACUGUGGCUUGUAGGCCUCUCCAGGUCUCCGUCUAACCAUUAGACGACCAGGUGUUGGGCAAAGCUGAAAAUUGGACUCAUCAGAGAAGAUGACCUUACUCCAGUCCUCUAAGGUCAAAUCCUUAUGGUCUUUUGCAAACCUCAGCCUGGCUCUUCUUUGCUUCUCAUUGAUUAAGGGCUUUUUUCUAGCUUUGCACGACUUCAGCCCUGCCCCUAGGAGCCUGUUUCGAGCCGUCCUCGCCGUGCACUUCACCCCAGCUGCCGUUUGCCAUUCUUUUUGUAUGUCACUUGAUGUCAUCCUACGAUUGUUGAGUGACAUUCGAAUGAGUUGGCGGUCAUCCCGGUCAGUAGAGUCGUUUUCACCCUCUGCCGGUCUGUAGCUUUGUUGUCCCUAAUGUCUGCUGCUUGACCUUGUUCUUAUGAACCGCCGUUGUGUCCUCCUCCCAGAGUGCGAAGAGCCUUGGCGUGACCCUGGACAACACCCUGUCGUUCUCCGCUAACAUCAAGGCGGUGACCCGAUCCUGCAGGUUCAUGCUCUACAACAUUCGGAGAGUACGACCCUGCCUUACACAGGAAGCGGCACAGGUCCUAAUCCAGGCACUUGUCAUCUCCCGUCUGGAUUACUGCAACUCGCUGUUGGCUGGGCUCCCUGCCUGUGCCAUUAAACCCCUACAACUCAUCCAGAAUGCCGCAGCCCGUCUGGUGUUCAACCUUCCCAAGUUCUCUCACGUCACCCCCCUCCUCCGCACACUCCACUGGCUUCCAGUUGAAGCUCGCAUCCGUUACAAGACCAUGGUGCUUGCCUAUGGAGCAGUGAGGGGAACGGCACCUCCGUACCUUCAGGCUCUGAUCAGUCCCUACACCCAAACGAGGGCAUUGCGUUCAUCCACCUCUGGCCUGCUGGCUCCCCUUCCUCUGCGGAAGCAUAGUUCCCGCUCAGCCCAGUCAAAACUGUUCGCUGCUCUGGCACCCCAAUGGUGGAACAAGCUCCCUCACGACGCCAGGACAGCGGAGUCACUCACCACCUUCCGGAGACAUUUGAAACCCCACCUCUUUAAGGAACACCUGGGAUAGGAUAAAGUAAUCCUUCUACCCCUCCCCCCCCCCCAAAAAAAAAAAAAAAAAAAGUAUAAUUGUAAAGUGGUUAUCCCACUGGCUAUAGGGUGAAUGCACCAAUUUGUAGUCGCUCUGGAUAAGAGCGUCUGCUAAAUGACGUAAAUGUGCCCUUGAGCAAGGCACUUAACCCUAAUUGCUCCUGUAAGUCGCUCUGGAUAAGAGCGUCUGCUAAAUGACUAAAAUGUAAGGAUGGAAGCAACCUGACGCUCACUGUAUCCCUCUGCCAGUAAAGCCAGAAUUGAACCCUUCUUUUCCUCACUCAAAACUUUCCUUUUCAACUCUUUUGGCAUGGUCAAAAGUAAUUUUUUGAUUAAUAUUACUUUUGAGGUACUAUUAGCACUGUUUUUUCCAUCCAGCUGGUCCUAUUGCAAGAGGAUAGUGAUGACCACAGCAGUGGUUUUUAUACAUUUCCUCGUUAAAUAAGAUUUGGUUCAGGUGAUCACCUAAUCAGUACCUAAUUCAGUAGAAUGAGGUGUGCCUGUGUUGGAAUUCAACAGACACUGGAAUGGCUGUCAUGCAUGUAGAGAUGCUGAUUUAAGAAACAUUUGCAGUGGUCUCUUAAUUCUUUCCAGAUAUACAGUGAGGGAAAAAGUAUUUGAUCCCCUGCUGAUUUUGUAUGUUUGCCCACUGACAAAGACAUGAUCAGUCUCUAAUUUUAAUGUAGGUUUAUUUGAACACUGAGAGACAGAAUAACAACAACAAAAAUCCAGAAAAACGCAUGUAAAAAAUGUUAUAAAUUGAUUUGCAUUUUAAUGAGGGAAAUAAGUAUUUGACCCCUCUGCAAAACAUGACUUAGUACUUGGUGGCAAAACCCUUGUUGGCAAUCACAGAGGUCAGACGUUUCUUGUAGUUGGCCACCAGGUUUGCACACAUCUCAGGAGGGAUUUUGUCCCACUCCUCUUUGCAGAUCUUCUCCAAGUCAUUAAGGUUUCAAGCCUGACGUUUGGCAACUCGAACCUUCAGCUCCCUCCACAGAUUUUCUAUGGGAUUAAGGUCUGGAGACUGGCUAGGCCACUCCAGGACCUUAAUGUGCUUCUUCUUGAGCCACUCCUUUGUUGCCUUGGCCGUGUGUUUUGGGUCAUUGUCAUGCUGGAAUACCUAUCCACGACCCAUUUUCAAUGCCCUGGCUGAGGGAAGGAGGUUCUCACCCAAGAUUUGACGGUACAUGGCCCCGUCCAUCGUCCCUUUGAUGCGGUGAAGUUGUCCUGUCCCCUUAGCAGAAAAACACCCCCAAAACAUAAUGUUUCCACCUCCAUGUUUGACGGUGGGGAUGGUGUUCUUGGGGUCAUAGGCAGCAUUCCUCCUCCUCCAAACACGGCGAGUUGAGUUGAUGCCAAAGAGCUCAAUUUUGGUCUCAUCUGACCACAACACUUUCACCCAGUUCUCCUCUGAAUCAUUCAGAUGUUCAUUGGCAAACUUCAGACGGGCCUGUAUAUGUGCUUUCUUGUGCAGGGGGACCUUGCGGGCGCUGCAGGAUUUCAGUCCUUCACGGAGUAGUGUGUUACCAAUUGUUUUCUUGGUGACUAUGGUCCCAGCUGCCUUGAGAUCAUUGACAAUAUCCUCCAGUGUAGUUCUGGGCUGAUUCCUCACCGUUCUCAUGAUCAUUGCAACUCCACGAGGUGAGAUCUUGCAUGGAGCCCCAGGCCGAGGGAGAUUGACAGUUCUUUUGUGUUUCUUCCAUUUGCGAAUAAUCACACCAACUGCUGUCACCUUCUCACCAAGCUGCUUGGCGAUGGUCUUGUAGCCCAUUCCAUCCUUGUGUAGGUCUACAAUCUUGUCCCUGACAUCCUUGGAGAGCUCUUUGGUCUUGGCAAUGGUGGAGAGUUUGGAAUCUGAUUGAUUGAUUGCUUCUGUGGACAGGUGUCUUUUAUACAGGUAACAAACUGAGAUUAGGAGCACUCCCUUUAAGAGUGUGCUCCUAAUCUCAGCUCGUUACCUGUAUAAAAGACACCUGGGAGCCAGAAAUCUUUCUGAUUUGAGAGGGGGUCAAAUACUCAUUUCCCUCAUUAAAAUAAACCUACCAUUAAAAUUAUAGACUGAUAAUUUCUUUGUCAGUGGGCAAAUGUACAAAAUCAGCAGGGGAUCAAAUACUUUUUUCCCUCACUGUGUAUGUAUAUAUAUAUAUAUAUAUAUAUACACACACACACACUCAUUGUUCCACAGGUGAACUCCGAACCCAACCUCCUGGCUAAAGAGGAGCUGAACCUGCUGGCUCGACUGCUGGGUGGAAUGGAGGUUCAGAACCGAAACACUGAAACAGGGUUCCAGGUCAACCUCUUUGACACAGACCAAGAAGAAGAGGCGUGAGUUCUAUCUCUCACUACUAGUGCCUUAGUUCUUUGUUUAACAGUGAUUGUGAUACACAUUGCAGCAUCUUGAUCAUCUAUAAUUUGGUUUGAUCAGAGCAAGUAAUUGGUAUGUGUGAAGGUAUGAUAUUUGUCUUCUUCUACAGCGGAGCAUCAGGAGGGAAUGGGGAUCAGUCAUUCGAAGUGAUUAAUAUUCAAGCAACACAGGUAUGAUGGUAUUGAGUGAUUUCAUAGCUAUUACACACACCGAACGCGAUCUGCUGUUCAUCUGGCGUUUUGUUCGCCGCAGUGUGUUUUAGGGACCGUCUGACUGCUGACAUUUUCGUGCGAUUCUACAUGUCGAUCGGUUUGCACUCGGUUUGUAAAUUACGGCUGGCACUCUGUUCAGAGAUGCUAAGUACUCUCGGCCGGCAAACGCUACCUGUGUGUCCGUGCCUUAAGUUAUUAUAACAUAUCUGUGGUGCACAAAAUAGCCCGGCAACCUAGCAUCAGACUGACAAACCAAAGAUCACCAUGUCAUUGGUGUGUAUUCCUGCUCAGCUCUCUUACAAUCUCCACUAAACCCCAUUUAAGCUAAACAGCAUAUCUGUAUCAAGCAACAAUUGUAGUUCAUUAUCGUACUGCUUAUGCAUCAAAUUACGUGUUUUUUUUUUCUUCCUCUCAGGAUGUGCAGGUCAACACAGAACUGGCUCGGAUCGCGGGAGAGUUUACCGGGGAGCCUGAACAGACUGAAUUGCCGGAGGGACCAAGCAACAAGGGGGACGACCUGCUGGCCAUGAUGGAUGAACUUAUUGAACUAUAAUGUUGAUUAUGAUGAGGUUUUGGUGGGUGGAGCUAUACAAUCAGUAUUGUAGUUUGGGCAAGAUACCUAAUGUAGUUUGGGUGCCUAAUGUUACUGUGGGUAUCCACUAUACUGCUGCUGGUCAAUCAAUGCUUACAUACACAAACUAAACAUUACCUCUUAUGCCCGUUGUUGGACCAAAGUUUAAUAAUGUAUUACUUUAGUCAACCUUUUCAUCCAUCUGGUGGUGCUAUUCUGGUUUGUAGAUUAUAUUUAUACCGUAUAAUAUUAUAUUGAGUGCAAAACCAAAAGUGAAGCAUGAGGCUGUAAAAAUAAAUGAAAAUUAUUGUAGAUAUGAAUAGCUGUUAUGUUGUACAUAUCUCUGUAUAUUUGUAAUGUAGAUGAUUCUAUGAAGAAAAUAUUGUGUGUGUGUGUGUAUAUAUAGAAUAUUUAUAUAUAUAGUAUGUAUGAAAGUUUUAUUUUCGUAAUCAGUGGCACUAGUUUAUUUUGGGGAAUUAUCUACCAGUCAUUGAAUAUAAGAAGCAGUUGUCUUCAAUAAACCAACACUCAAGCCUAUUUUUCCACAUUAGUAUUUUUGUAGAUUUUCACAGAUCAUGUUUUUUUCUGAAGGAUCCUCAGAUCGCCAGCAGGGGGAGUAGUAACAUGCCAGCCCAGCAGAGC
This is a messenger RNA of Coregonus sp. 'balchen', 11098 nucleotides long. NCBI's taxonomy places the organism in Eukaryota, Metazoa, Chordata, Actinopteri, Salmoniformes, Salmonidae. The record is from the annotation of a GenBank genome assembly.